Cavenderia fasciculata is the source of this 1944-nucleotide messenger RNA. RefSeq names its product RING zinc finger-containing protein (gene cblA-2). Lineage: Eukaryota; Evosea; Eumycetozoa; Acytosteliales; Cavenderiaceae. The record is from RefSeq and is a predicted model, not a curated record. The transcript is spliced from 2 exons. Bases 1 to 1944 code for a protein of 647 amino acids. Gene Ontology annotation, molecular function: phosphotyrosine residue binding; calcium ion binding.
AUGUCAUCAACCAGUACGACUACUACUACUGCAACUAGUACUACUACUACAACUAGUACAACUAGUAAUAAUAGACCUUCUUCAUCUAUACCUUUAUCUUCAUCACCACCUUCAUCACAAUCACAAUCAUCAAAUGUACCAUUAUUUUUAUCUGUACCAUCAUUUAAUAAUACAACAACCUUUUCUUCAUCUCCUUCUUCCUCUUCAUCAAUAAGGUAUAUUCAACCUACUACUACUACUACAACAACAACACCUACUACAAUAGAUUUAUCAUACAAGAUUGAUGAUUGUUUAGUACAAUUAGAGAUGGUUGCAAAGUUGGCAUUUGAAUUAAAACAACCAAACAAAAAUCAAGUAUUGACAGAGAGUGAAUUCUCAGAGUUGAACAAUACCAUCACCUUUAUCAAAUCAUCAUUGAAACUUUAUAUUGGUAAACAAUUAUUAUCUACAAAUAACAACAACAACAACAACAACAAUAAUAAUGGAAUAGUGCGAAAAAGUGGAGUUGAUUCAGUAGAGAUGGUAUCAAUCCAUGGAGAUACUAGUUUCAAUAUGAAUGUAUUUAGAAUCUAUUCAUUACUAUUGACACUAUACACUCUACUAAAUGAAAUGAAACAAAUGCCUACCAAUCUAUUAAAAUUGAUUGUUACCAAAGUACUCAAAAACGAUUCACUAUUGAAACAAUCAGUUGAUCAAUUAUUGGCUCUAUUUCCAAUGAUUGAAACUACCAAAACUAAUACAACUAAUACAACCAAUACAUCAACUAAUACUACAACAACAACAAUGAUAAAUAAUUUAUUCAAUGCAACUACAUUAUUACCAAGUGAUGCAAAAGAAAUGUGGAUUAAAAGGUUUGGUGAAAAUACGGUACUUGUAGCAUGGCCAAUCUUUUUUGCUACCAUUCAGACACAUUUCAACAUUGUCGUAUCAGACUAUGAAGAAAACUUUCGUCAUAUUAUCGAUUUUACUCAAGAUGGUUUCGUCAGUCCCUACAAAGUACUCACUUUUUUAAAAUGGUUUGGUCCAUUUCAAUCAUCUCUUAGGAAUCUAAUUGAUAGUAUAAAUUCAAAGAUAAUGAGUGGAUUUGUAUCGGGAGUAGAAGCAACAAGAUUUUUAGAAAAGAAAUCAUUUGGAAAUUAUAUUAUACGGUUUAGUAAGACUUAUCCAGGAGCAUUUGCAGUUACCUUUGUAGAGUCUUCGAAUCAGAUUAAACAUUGUUUGUUGUAUCCAGUGUCGAAUGGAUUGUCUCUAUUGCAACCACCUGAAAUAUUUAAAAACCUGACUGAAUUUGUUUUAAACUUUUCCUCUCGUCUAAAGUUUGCCAUUGGACCCGUUGAAUCUUCUCUAUUCCCUCCAUCCGAUCAACUAGUAAACAUUGAAGCAAAUGUAAAAAUAGUCAAAGAUGAAUUAUCGAAUAAUCAAUUACCAAAAUCUCCUCCAAUCAUUAUCACAAUUCCAUCAAACAUCAAUAAUGAAACAAAUAAUAAUAAUAAUAAUAAUAAUAAUAUAAAUAAUAGUAACUCACCAAAUGCAAUGUUUAUAAGUGAAUCUGUAUUAAGUAAAUCACCAUCAUCAUCAUCAUCAUCAAGUAGUAAUAAUAAUAAUAAUAAUAAUAAUAAUAAUAAUAAUAAUAAUAAUAAUGGAAUAUCACCAACAACAACAAGAAAGAAAAAGAAAAAAGAAAAAUCAUCAUCUUCACCUGAUACCAAUAAUAAUAAUAAUAAUAAUUCUACUUCUUCUACUUCUUCAUUUUCAGGAUCAAAUACACCAACUGGAUUAACAGAAAAGGAUAUAUGUGUAGUGUGUAUGGACAAUGUGAUCAAUACAGUGUUUUUGGAGUGUGGACAUCUAAGUUGUUGUCUAUCAUGUUCAGGGAAAUUGAAAACUUGUCCAAUCUGUCGUAGCCCCAUUUCAAGAAUCAUUACAAUCUUUAGAUCAAACUAA